Molecule: messenger RNA, 807 nt
Organism: Candidula unifasciata
Lineage: Eukaryota; Metazoa; Mollusca; Gastropoda; Stylommatophora; Geomitridae
Source: the annotation of a GenBank genome assembly
AUGGCUAAAUUCUGCGAAUCUACGAAGAAGUUAAAACUGACACAAGAAUCGUCUCCAGACAAGACACCAAGUCCCCAGUAUCUGAGCGUGGAUGAAACCAAGCGCCCCAGGGCCAACUCUGACCCCGUUGGCCUUCACCUUCACAUCAACCCUGUACCCGAAAUUACAGUCACUGGAGAAGACUGUCGAGAUGGCGGACGUACUGAGGACGAUGAGGAAGAUUCCUUUCUCAUUCCUCCUUUUCCUAGACGCCGGGCCAAUACUUGUCCAGAAGAUAUGUUUCGGGUCAGUCGAGGACGACCUCCAACACCACCUCCAACAGAUCUCAGAAUCCUGCGAAAUUCAGCAGGUAAACGCUUCUCGUUCAACUUCAGUCCUAAAGACAUCAGCAGUAUAUCUUUCGCCCAUCACAAAUUGAGCAAAGUCAGUGAAGAGAAGCAGGAACAACAACCAAAACUUCACUCUGAACAAGAGUGUGUACCCCUGGUAAGCACUCCAUCGACCUCCUGUAGCUGUUCAUCAGAGAUCAGUGGCAAAAACCCUGAACCAGCAGACCCCGUCUCUUGCAGGCUACACUCGAGUGUGAAUUAUUCUGAAGCACACGCUGAACAUUCAUCUGAUCAGCGUGUAAUUACGCAGAUGAGUGGCCUGUCUGUAGCAGAAAGUGUGGCCGACACGACCAACAAGAAGAAAACUUUCACGGAAACAACACUUAACGCAGACGUGCUUACUAACUCCCAGGACUCGUGGAAAUCGAAAGAUAAUUCCAGGGACAGUUCGGACAGUCAAAGACUGAAAGCUUAUUGA